GAUCUGAAUGAGUUGACCAAAUGCCACGUCUGUGAAAGCGCCCUAGCUUCUUUGCCACAGAUCGGCAUUAGUAAUAUAAAUACCACGCGUUAAAGACGGCACAGCUUUAAAAAACAUUUGCCGCCACACAUCUGUACUUUACUGGUGAGAAGAUGGGUCACCACCAACACAGAAGUCUGCUAGCAUUGUCCGUUUUGACAUCUGCGAUUGUGCUGCUAGUCACCCAGCUAACCACUGCUCACUCCCACGGGGACCACGCCCACUCCCACGGCAGCGGCGGUUGCCAUGGUCACUCUCACGGCGGUCAGCCCAAGUUGCACCAAGGGGCAAGCAAGUGGACCGCAGAGGCCAACCUCCCAGCACCAGAGGAGGCUCACGGGCACGCUCACGACCACGGGCACGCUCACGACCACGGGCACGACCACGCUCAUGACCAGGGGCACGACCACGGGCACGCUCAUGACCACGGGCACGCUCACGGGCACGACCACGGACACGCUCACGACCACGGGCACGCUCAUGGGGGAGAGAGGGUGAAGAGAGUGGCCGAGGGAGAGAAGAGAGACAUGGUGGAGCUCUGGAUGCAGGCCAUCGGAGCCACUCUGCUGAUCAGCGCUGCCCCGUUCCUCAUCCUCUUCCUGAUCCCGGUCCAGUCCAACACAGACCAGCACCAGAACCUGCUCAAGGUCCUGCUCAGCUUCGCUUCUGGAGGCCUGCUUGGAGAUGCCUUCCUGCACCUCAUUCCCCAUGCUCUGGAGCCCCACUCUCACCAUGGCGACGAGGGACACGGCCAUUCCCACCAGAGUGAGGAGUCACAUGACCACGGACACUCCCACGGUGCUGCCCAUGGUCACAUGAUGUCUGUGGGCCUCUGGGUACUAGGGGGCAUCGUUGCCUUCCUGGUGGUCGAGAAGUUUGUUCGUCUCCUGAAGGGUGGCGACGGACAUGGCCACUCCCACUCCCAUGCCUCUCCUAAGGCGAAGGAGAGCAAUGGAGAGGAGGAGGAGAAGAAGGGGAAGGAAGAGAAGGAGGAAGGAAAAGAAAGCAAAAAAGAGAAGCCUGCUGAUAAAGAAGAGGAGAAAAUCACCGACAUCAAGGUGUCGGGCUACCUGAACCUGGCAGCCGACUUCACCCACAACUUCACGGAUGGCCUGGCCAUAGGGGCGUCCUUCCUGGUGGGGCCUGCUGUGGGCGCCGUCACCACAGUCACCAUCCUGCUGCAUGAGGUCCCACAUGAGAUUGGAGACUUUGCCAUCCUCGUCCAGUCUGGCUGCACCAAGAAAAAGGCAAUGUGUCUGCAGCUGCUGACAGCCCUGGGGGCGCUGGCCGGCACCGCCUGCUCCCUAUUGGCCGAAGGGGUGGGUGCGGCCGCCACCGCCUGGAUCCUGCCGUUCACGGCUGGCGGUUUUGUUUACAUCGCCACAGUAACCGUCCUGCCGGAGCUCCUGGUUGGCCGCUCCAGUUUCGGCCAAUCUGUGAAGGAGAUUGUGGCCUUACUGUUUGGGAUAGGCAUGAUGGUUCUGAUUGCUGAGUAUGAGUGAGAGAAUGGAGAGAGAGAGAGAGAAAAAUGGAUAGAGGGAGGAGGAGAAGAGAUGGACAUUGAGGAUCGUUACCAGAAUGCUGGAUUUAAAAUUUGAAGGUGGUUUUGUAAGACACAGAGAAAGAAAAAGAAAUGUUGAAUAUCAGCUGAUAGUGAGCAACUGGGACUGUUCACCUGAAUGUUCCAAAGAGAAUGUGAGCAGUGAUAAACCGAAUCAUUCCAUGAGUGACUAACCGGAGGGGAAGAGGGAAAAGAUGUGAACUGUGAUUGGUGCCCGUCCGCAGGAAUGUUGCUAGUGUCAGAGAAACAAAUAAUCAAACCAAGACUGAGGAGAGGAAGGCACGGGACUGGAGGCUGUCAGUCUAACCACCGUUUUCUAAUUUUUUUUAGUUUAACAGUUAAAAAAAAAAGAAAUCCAGUUAAUGUACCUUAAUUCUAUUCUGUCCGUGAGUUGAGUAACUAUGAUACCACAACACUGAUGUUACGUAUGAUUCUUUGUCUCUUUAUUUUAUUUUACUGUCAAAAUUAGCUGACGAGUAAAGAUGUGUGUCUAUGUAG
This is a messenger RNA of Hypomesus transpacificus, 2098 nucleotides long. RefSeq names its product solute carrier family 39 member 7 (gene slc39a7). Gene Ontology annotation, cellular component: membrane. Bases 153 to 1541 code for a protein of 462 amino acids. The transcript is spliced from 8 exons. The record is from RefSeq and is a predicted model, not a curated record. Lineage: Eukaryota; Metazoa; Chordata; Actinopteri; Osmeriformes; Osmeridae. Gene Ontology annotation, biological process: intracellular zinc ion homeostasis; zinc ion transmembrane transport. Gene Ontology annotation, molecular function: zinc ion transmembrane transporter activity.